Priapulus caudatus is the source of this 831-nucleotide messenger RNA. Its product is annotated as ATP-dependent DNA helicase Q-like 3. The record is from RefSeq and is a predicted model, not a curated record. NCBI's taxonomy places the organism in Eukaryota, Metazoa, Priapulida, Priapulimorpha, Priapulimorphida, Priapulidae. Gene Ontology annotation, cellular component: nucleoplasm; chromosome; cytoplasm. Gene Ontology annotation, molecular function: four-way junction helicase activity; ATP binding; 3'-5' DNA helicase activity. The coding region runs from base 1 to 831 and encodes 276 amino acids. Gene Ontology annotation, biological process: double-strand break repair via homologous recombination; telomere maintenance. The transcript is spliced from 6 exons.
AUGGAGGUUGAAUUGAGCAAAGCGAUUGACAAAGUGAAAGCAAAAUUUAGAUUUAAUAUUGACUUGAAAGAAGAGCAGCGCAGGAUAUUAACUAGCCUAGUGCAGAAAAAAGAUGUUUUUGCACUGUUGCCUACUGGUUUUGGGAAGUCGAUGAUAUUUCUGCUGCUUCCACUGAUUUUGGAUGUGAUCGACCCUGGCAAAAAGCACACAGUGCUGGUUAUUUCACCGCUGACAGCACUAAUACAGGAUCAGGUUGGCGUUGCCAGAACACAUGGCAUCAAUGCUGGAGCCUUUGCGCAGGACGAAAUUAAUGAUAUCAUACAAGGGGAUAUGAGUAUCCUAUUCACUUCGCCCGAAGCAAUACUUCAAAGUGUAUGGAUGCGCAUGAUAAAACUGCAUUACAUGAAGAGGAUUGUAGCAGUUGUGUACGACGAAGCACACUGCAUAUGUUCAUGGGGAGUCGACUUUCGACCUGCCUACAGGGAUGUUGGGACUGUACAGUCAUUGCUUGACACUCCAAGUUUAGCAAUGACAGCCACAGCAACAAAAGAAAUCCAAACAGAUAUCUACUCGGUGCUGGGUUUCCAGUCAGACAGCACUGUAGUUGUUGCAAAUCUACCCAACAGACCCAACACAUUUCUACAUGUGGAGCCAUCGGUUGGAAAGUUCGACAGCGACAUGGAAUGGCUGCUUGAUAACCUCCGAAAUUCAUCAAGUCCAAAAAGGGUCAUUGUGAGAUUGGGAGAUGUGCUAGAGACGGACACAGAGGCUAUGCUAUCUGCUAUGCAUUUAAAAGAAGUUUCGCUAACGUUCAUGACCAAAAUUUUAUAA